CGGGCCGUCAGAAUCAAGGCGAAUCUCUAUGGGAGUCUCGACGCUAUAUAGGAGCUGGAGAUGACGUUUAGGCGCCCUGCAGAGAGUUUUUCUUGCAUUGCGGACAUUAUCGAUUCCAUAGAUUCGCCUUCGUGUUAAGCAUCGAUCUCCAUCCGAUCCACAAUGUCAAAACCACAGCAGAUAUUUUUGAUCGCUCUUAUCCUCUUCUCUCUAUCAACAUCUGCCUCUGCUGAACUGCAGCGUUUCAGCUCCUGGUAUCCGAGGUAUCAGACCGCAUUCCACACCAUCGAGCACACCAAUUGCUCCGCACAAUAUAACGCGUACCUGAGCAGAAAGACGGACAACCUGACCCAAAAUGACCCACAACUUGCAGUAUGGGAUGUCGACAGUACAGUCACACCAUUGAUCAACUGCCUGCUGGCAUCGACUCCCGAACUCUACAAGUCCAUGAUGUCCAGCGCGCAGGUAGUGUUGGGUCUAAUGCCCACGCUCCUCCUCAGCAUCAGCCCGAGCGCCCACGAGACCGCCAUGCUCUUUGUCUUCGGCGACCGGCAGUUUCUAUCGUUCCUCCUGACGAUCGCAUCCCCCGCAAGCCCGGUCGACCCGUCAGGGAACUUCUACCAGCACGUCCAAGACCUAAAGACAUCCUACGAGUGGCUUUCGGCAGACUUUCUGCUACACCACAACUUCGCCAUCGUCCUCCUCGAAAUCGCCCUCGCAGCAGCCGCAGCAGCCAACGUGCUGGUCUUGAGCUACGAGAUCGGCAUGCGCGCGGUCUUCUCCUUCGCGCAGAGCGUGCAGUACCUCCCGGGCCUCUGGGUCGCGCUGGGCGUCACCACCCAUCUGCUGAUGACCAUCGUCCUUCGUACGCGUGUGCACAUUUCGGACCCCCAUGCGGACCGAUUCGGUUUCGGCACCGUUCUGAGCUGGAUCAAGGCCCAGUUCACGGCCUCGGACAGGAGCAAAUCGAUCGACAUUCAGCUUCGCGAACGCACGGUCGCGAAUGUGCUGAUCUCCUGGUUCACCAGCAUGCUCGCGGCAGCGAAUACGCUGUUCGGGAUCCUCCUGUUCUCGAGUCUGCUGUUUAUCUCCGUGGCCGAUGCGCUGUUUAUCGUCGUGCGCUACGUGGCCUCGGCGGUUGUGUGUCGGAUCCUGGUCAAGUAUGAGCUGUGGCUCGUUCGUGAACAGGUGAAGCUUAAUGCUUUGAUGGGAUAGAGGUUUGGCAGUUGCAUUUUGUAUAAUUCCCAUAUGUUUGAUUUGAUUUGUUGCU
This is a messenger RNA of Aspergillus homomorphus CBS 101889, 1270 nucleotides long. RefSeq lists its product as uncharacterized. Bases 163 to 1215 code for a protein of 350 amino acids. The record is from RefSeq and is a predicted model, not a curated record. The transcript has a single exon. NCBI's taxonomy places the organism in Eukaryota, Fungi, Ascomycota, Eurotiomycetes, Eurotiales, Aspergillaceae.